Molecule: messenger RNA, 1103 nt
Organism: Paramecium primaurelia
Lineage: Eukaryota; Ciliophora; Oligohymenophorea; Peniculida; Parameciidae
Source: the annotation of a GenBank genome assembly
GAUCAUGGAUUUUUUUAACUAUAUAUUUAUGGACAUUCCUUCAAAAUGCAUUUCAUUCAGUCCAAAUUGAUUUUAUCCACAAAAUGCUUGAAUGAAGGGGGAUUUACUGUGUUACGGGGUAAAUGACUAAGUUUUUGUUUAUAAUAGUGAAACCAAAUACUUCAAAUAUACAUUGCAAUGAUAAUAAAAAGUAACAAAGUUAUAUUAAAAGAUAAAUACAACUUUGUUGGCUUAGAGGGCGGGUUUAUAACAAUUUUUUAACAAUGAAUUUAAUUGAAAUUCCUAUGAUUUUAAAGGAAAUCCAUAAUGAAUAUUUGUUAUUAGAUAACAAGGUAUAGCACUUGGAUGAUAAAUUUGAAUUGAUUGAUUUUGGAUUGAAAUUAAUAACUUAACCUUAUUGUAUUCCAAAAUGGGGAGAUGAGAAUGUAGUCAUUUAUUAGAGUGGAAGAAGGUAUAUAUAUGAAUAAAAAUUUGAAAAUGAUUAUCCAUAUCAUAUUUUAUGCGUUGAUAGAUUUAAAAAUAAAUAUGGAGUGUUAAAUAAAUUGCAUAAAGCAAUUAGUCUACAUGUAUUUGAAUUAGAUCAAAUAUAUGAAUGGAAAUAAACAAAUACCAUUAAUGAUAAUGAUAUUUUCAUUGAAUUAAGAUUGAUAAUAAAUGAGAAGAUGCCAACAGAAAAUCUCAAAGAAGCUUUAUUAAGAAUUAAAUUUUUGGAUGAUAAACAAAUUUAUAUUACUUCUAAAAAAGGUGAAAUCUUUUUAAUUUCUUUAACAAAAUAAGUCAAAUAAUUAAAAUUGGAUGCCAAUGUCAUUUCUGAUAAAUAUUUCUACAAAUUACCAUAAGAAAUUCACAUCAAGGGUAUAUAUUUAAUAAAUAACUAUCAAUAUAAAUAUUAUACAGUAGGUUUAGAUAGAAUAAUAUUUUCAUUUUGUAUUGAAGAUAGUUAAAUUUUUGAUUAUCAUAAAUUUGCUUGUUUGGCUGGCAAAGUCAACAAAUUAUAAAUUAAUAAAGAAAAGAAUUUAAAAUAUUAUCAUGAUAAAAAACUAAAAUCUCUUCAAAAUAUAAAUAUGAUAAAAUGUGUUCUAUUACUCAAAAUAAAAUUGUGA